Penicillium waksmanii is the source of this 1212-nucleotide messenger RNA. Its product is annotated as DNA-directed RNA polymerase I subunit RPA43. Lineage: Eukaryota; Fungi; Ascomycota; Eurotiomycetes; Eurotiales; Aspergillaceae. The transcript is spliced from 3 exons. Bases 1 to 1212 code for a protein of 403 amino acids. The record is from RefSeq and is a predicted model, not a curated record.
AUGAGUGUCCAGACCCACAGCCAACUCCAAAGCGCUCCCCCCGUGACGACCACGGACGUGGAGCGCAAACGCAAACACAAGAACAAGGAUGCCUCGCCCUCGAAGAAGCGCAAGCAGACCGAGCUCGGUGAAAAGAAGAGCAAGAAGGAGAAAUCUAGCAAGGCGACUGGCACCAGCACCAGCACCAGCGCCACUACCACUACUGCUGAGUCCUCAGAUUCACCAUUCUCCCUGAUUACCGCUACGAUGUAUCUCCCUCUAUCGCCCAUCUCUAUCUCGCCCACUCACGCCUUGGCCUCGCUGCUCGCAGAGCACCUCUCCCCACUGCUAUUGACCUACUACCCCCCCCUUGAAGGGAAUCGUCAUGGCCUACUCCAACGCCUCGAUCUCCAGCUCCAAACCCUCAUCAAAACCCCGCCCAUCCUCCGACCCGAACCCGCAGCCUCUGACACUGGCCCGUACCGCAGACGAGUACGGCGUGCUCGCGGCCACAUCCUCGAAGGAAGCGUGAACGUGCAGUCUGAGGGUUUCCUUGGCGCCGUCAUAUUCAACCUCUUCUCCGUCGGUAUCGAGCGCAAGCGACUACCGCCUUCUUGGCGCUGGGUCCAACCCGGCGAGGAAGAUGAAAAUAACGAUCCUACAACCGGCACAACAGACGACGAGUCCGGUACCAGUGUUGACGGCGUACCUGUGAACUUCGAUGUCGAGAAAGAACUCUUCCAGCCGACUGCUCUUGCAGCGGACGAAUUGGAGCUCGAAGAUGGCGAGGACGAAGAUGAGGCGACGGGCCAUUUCCAGUCUGUGUCUGGACACCGUGUGCGCGGUAAUUUGAAGUUCCGCGUCGUUGAUGUCGAUGUUAUUCCCGGGUCGGAUCGGGAUCGUGGCUUUUUGAGUGUCGAGGGUACGAUGUUGUCGGUUGAGGAUGAGGAGAAGCUUUUGCUUGCAGAGCGAGAGGGUCAGUCGCUGCCUCCAGCUUUCUUGUCUACGACUAAGAGGUCGAAUCGUGUUGUUCCGAUUUCGAUUGAACCUGCUGCGGAGGCGGUUGUUUCUACGGUUGAUGUUCAUCUGGAUGGGGAGGUGGACGAGGAGGAGAAGCCUAAGAAGGAGAAGAAGGAAAAGAAGGAGAAGAAGGAGAAAAAGGAGAAGAGCGAGGACAAGGAUAAGUCUAAGCGGGAUAAGUCGAAGCACAGCAAGAAGAAGAGCAAGGAGUGA